Leptopilina boulardi is the source of this 1297-nucleotide messenger RNA. RefSeq lists its product as uncharacterized. The transcript is spliced from 5 exons. NCBI's taxonomy places the organism in Eukaryota, Metazoa, Arthropoda, Insecta, Hymenoptera, Figitidae. The record is from RefSeq and is a predicted model, not a curated record. The coding region runs from base 126 to 953 and encodes 275 amino acids.
CCCUUAUAGACAGGUUCUUCGUUCCGCGCGCCAAUCGUCGCAUCGCUUUUGGCGAUUGCGUUUCUCAAUAAUUAGUGCAAAUUUUCAUUAUUUUUUUUUUUUUUAAUAAUAACAACAUCGGAGAAAUGGUUUAUUUAAAAAUACUUCUGGCCUCUGCCAUAUUUUCCUCUGGGAUAGUCGACAGUGCAAGGCUCAAGCGUCAAACUGGUAUUUCACAAGAAAAUGGGGCAGUGAUCGAUAGUGUAUUUAAUAUACCAAUUACUGCCAUUAAACAAACUGCCGCGGCUAUUCAAUCUUUUUCACCAGAAAAUAGUGAAACCAUCGAUAAUGUCUUCAAGAUUCCCAUUACCACAUUGCAGGCAGUGGAGAAAUUGGUGAAAAAUCGAAAUCCACAAAAACGACGUGAUAUUCAGGAGGAAAAAUUGAAACGACAAAAAUUAAAGAAGGAAAAAUUAUUAGAAAAACAGGAGCAAAUGAGAUUGCAAAAAUUGCAAAAAGAAGAAUUGAGAAAAAAAAAACUUCAAUUUCAAAAGGAAAAAUAUCAUCGUAAAAAAGAUCAAUUGGGAUUGAAUAAUCAUUUGGUGGGUCAUCAUGGAAUUUCAGGAAGUCAUGGACUUGGAAAUUUUGGUAGUCACGUUCAUGUGAGUCACAUUGGACAUAUCAGUCGUCCUCUCCAUCAUGGAAGUCAUGCCCAGGGUAACACUUACGAAGUACAUGAAAUAAUUGACGAACCGCCAUUUGUUUGGCCCGGUUGGCCAGGAUCGACAUUUUUCAAAAUUGAAAAUAAAAUAGCCCCAAAAGAUGAGGAGCCGAAAAAAGAUGAGCCAUUGGAAAAUAAAAUUGCACCGAAAAAUGAGGAAAAAAUUGAAAAACCCGAACCAAGAAUAAGUAGAAGAAGCAGUUUUCGAUUUGAAAGUGAUUCACCUCCAAAAAAUUUUUUCCCUACUAAUUAAAUGUCCCCCCUUUUCUUCCACUUAAGAUUUUUAUUUAUGAAUUAUACAUAAAAAUGACAACGGAAAUUUUUUUCCGACAUUAAAAAACAAAUACUUAUUUUUAUGUAUAUAUUACGUACAAAUCCAUUUUUUUUGUCUUGCAAUUGUCAUUUAUUAUUAAAAAAAAACACACAAACUUAAUUAUCCUGAAUGUAUAGUGACCGAAAGAUAAUUUUUUUAAUUGCAAGAUGAUGGACAAACGAAACUUGUCCUUGUACAUAUAAAAAAAAAAAAAUACGUUACUUUUAAUGACUUCUGUAAAAAGAUAAGAAAAAUAAAACUAAGACAAUUAAUUAUAAAUGAGA